UAGGCCACUUGAUUUUGUCAGGAAUCCUGGCUAUGGCUGCCAAUUCCCCUCUUGCCCUGCUGCCCAUUCCCUGCGGCAGCAAGUGCUCUCGCUGUUGCGCUUUGGUGGGAUUCGACCGAAGCCACUCAGCUCUAGAAGCGGAUUUUAGGAGCUGCUUUUGCGGUAAAGUUCUCCAGCUGCUUUGCUUACGCCCUCUUCGUACAUUCUUGCAAUUCAAAAGGAGGGGAAUUUGAUUGGGACGCAUUGGUCUGUGACAAGGUGGAGAGAGGCGGGAUUUUGCUGCUGCAGAUUGAGUCUGAGAGAUGGUUCAGUUGUCUUGGAGGAGGUGUUCGUGUAGAGGAAAAUUUUUCAUGAGACUUUUGCACCGUUUUAGUGUAGAAGUGAUGUUAUUGUAGGCUCUUUUGAGCUCCCGAAGCUCAUCAGCCAGUUAUGGGAUUGAUGGUGAAUACACCAAGCUUACUGUGCUCGGUGACUCCUUCUUCUCUCACUGACCUCCCUUGUUCUCCUUUCCGUGCCCACGCGCAAGCGCUUACGUUAGCAAUGCUCACAUCCCAUCCUUGUCCCACGAGAAAUUCGCUUCGAAUUUGUGAAGCCUCUGGAGUUCGAAGUAGCAGUGCUGGAGUUGAAUCGUGCCGUGUCGAUAACAUGUCGGCGUCGUGCAAUUGUCCAUCAUUACAUGCGGUGUCUGGAGUGCAGAGGCACACUUCAUACUAUCAAUGCAGGUUGCGAAGCAAUCUUCUCAGGUCGAAAGGAGCGAGGUCUGAAGUUGGAGGACAAUAUAUUAGGUUGAAAUGCCGUAGACUGAACGUGGGAGUGGAGCAGUUGACGACAGGUUUAGGUUGUAUUGGUUGCAGGAAUUGUCAUGUAAAGGCAGGUUUUUUGCCCAAGGCGAUCAAGGAGAGGACAUUUCUGGAAGGUAGAAACAACGGAAAUGGUAAUCACAUCAAUCUAACUAAUUAUGAAUCAGUAUGUACUCUUCUCGCCGAGUCUCGGUGCAGAUCGACAUUCAAGAGGCACGCAGGAGUGACAAAAUGUUCUUUAGUAGACGGUUUUGAACUAGAUUUAAGCUCAGAUCAAUUAAGUGAAGCUGAGGUACCGCAGUCUUCCAAAGGGGUUUUUCCUGGUGGUUUGAGGAGAGCAGAAGUGCGUCUACCAGGCUUAGUUCUUCGCGUUAGGUUGGAGGAAAUGCGAAGUGAAGAAGAGAAGGUUCUCCUCCUUGAGGAAAUCAAUGCUGCAGUGAUUGGAGGGGUCACAAUGAUUAUUUUGGAAGACAGUAGCGAUGCAGGACCUGGAGGUGCCAAGCUAUACGAUGCAGGGUGCAUGCUGAAGACGAUGCUACGCGGCAGGGCAGAGCUCUUGAUUUCAGAGAGGGUUGAUAUUGCUGCCGCUUCUGGAGCAGAUGGAGUGCUUCUAACAGAUGAAGGAUUGCCAGCGGUGGUAGCCAGGAGAAUGAUGCAGAAUUCAGGGUUGGAGACACCUGCAUUACCUCUAGUAGCUCGCUGUGUGUCAUCAGUUCAAUCCGCUCUAACAGCAACUGCUGGCGAAGGAGCUGAUCUACUCAUUUUAAAAGUCAGCGACAAGGAAAAAAGUAUCGUUAAAGGAGUCUGUGAUGGAAUCACUAUCCCUGUGUUCUUAGACAUCUCAGGGUCGGGGGUUGCACAUUCAGAUACUGGAAUGGACCUCCUACAGGAUGGAGCAAAUGGUCUAGUCCUGAAUACGAUUGAUAUUAGAAAAGCUGGCGAAGGAGACCUGCCCAGUUUUGUGUCAUCUUUGAUUGCUUCUAUCAAACUGGCCAUCAAGAACAGGACAGAAAUGGAAGAUAGUAACUUGCCAGAGAAGAGGGUGCAGACUAGAGACGUGGACGUGGAAGAGGAUGGGGCUUUUUUUGAGCUUUCGGAGGAUGUCGAAGCAUUGAACCUUGACAUGGAAGAGGAUUCCGUGAAGAAGAAAGCGAAGCUGAUUCUCGAUGAAGAGCAUGUGCUUCUCCAAGAUAUGAUUGCAUUUGUGAAGGAGGCAUCACCUGACAUGGAGGAAGUUUCGCUGCUGGUCGAUGCCCUGAAGCAGUUGGAUGAACUAUUUUUAUCAGUCAUAGUGGGUGAGUUUAACUCAGGUAAAUCGUCCAUCAUAAAUGCACUCCUCGGAGAUAGAUACUUGAAGGAAGGAGUCUUGCCCACAACAAAUGAAAUUACAUUGUUACGACAUGCAAAUGAUGGAGAGGUCACAGAAGAGCGGGAAGAGCGCCAUCCUGAUGGCCAUUUUUUACGGUUCUUGCCAGCUAGUCUUCUCAAACAGAUGAACCUGGUGGACACUCCUGGUACAAACGUCAUCCUUCAGCGGCAGCAACGCCUCACGGAAGAGUUUGUUCCGAGAGCAGACUUAGUUCUCUUUGUCUUAUCAGCUGACAGAGCAUUGACUGAGAGCGAGGUGACAUUUCUGCGUUACAUUCGACAAUGGGGCAAGAAAGUUGUUUUUAUCUUAAACAAAACAGAUGCCUUAGCUACAUAUAGUGAGGUAGAGGAAGUUCGUAACUUUGUAAGAGACAAUGCUCAGCGGCUUCUUUCUGUGGAACAAACAGUUAUCUAUCCUGUUUCAGCUCGCCAAGCUCUACAAGCAAAGCUGUCAGCCCAGCUAGAAGAUGGCUCAGUAGAUGUAGCCCGCUUGUCAGAAGAUCCUCUUUGGAUUACGAGUGGUUUCAAAGAGCUGGAGGAAUUUAUUUUUGGAUUCAUGGGGGCAUCUUCUGAAAGGGGUGCGGAGAGACUGCGUUUGAAGUUAGAGACUCCAUUAGGUAUCAGCGUUGCACUUUUGGCGGCUUGUGACCAACAGCUGGCAGCAGAGGCUUUUAAGGCUGAAAGCGAUUUGAAAGCUCUAGAGGAUGUGUUAAAGCAGCUGCAAAGAUUUGAGGAGGCUAUGCUUAAUGGUGCAAUUCUUCAGAGACAGCGUACCUUGGCAGUGAUUGAAGCAGCCAAGGGACGUGCCACUAAGUUCGUUGAUUCAAUCCUGCGGUUAUCUAACGUUGAAGCGGUGCGGAAGUAUUUGCUUGGAUCUAGUCGUGCUCAGUCUAUGCCUGUAUCAAGUGGCUUCGACAGCAAAGUAAUUGGCUCUGCUGUUACUGAGACUCAGAAAUCGCUGGAGGAACACAAGGACUGGAUUGAAUCAAACAGCAACCGCCAACUGAGCAGUUACCGAUCUUUGAUAAUGAGUAGGUGGCCACAGGCGAAAGAAGAAUAUGGGUCGAGUGCGGAUAGCUUACCACUAGUUGAGCUGCGGAACAGAGACACAGAGCUUAUGGCUGAACAGAACAACAGUAGUCUGACCGUGCUGAAGGAUUUCGACACCAAUGCCGCCGCUAUACUUUUAGAACAAGAAUGCAAGGAAGUGGUCUUUAGUACAUUUAGUGGAGUUGGAGUAGCAGGAAUAUCAGCGUCCGUUCUAACAUCCAUUUUGCCUACCACUCUGGAGGAUCUUAUUGCUCUUGGAGUGUGCUCAGCCGGAGGAUUGGUUGGGGUUUGGAACCUACCAUCGCAAAGGGAGGCUGCGAAGAAAAAAGUUAGACGGGUUGCAGACUCUUUUGCAAAACAAAUUGAGGAAGCCAUGAAAGACGACCUGCAGAAAUCCAUCGAUGCCGUAAGAGCCGAAUUCCAGACCUUGGCAGCACCUUACCGCAAUGCUGCUGAAGAAAAGCUACGUCGGGUGAAGAUUUUGCAAGAAGAAUUGCUCAAGUUAGAUACUGAAUUGAAAAGAUUGAGACAGAGUGUACAGAGCAUCGGAACGUAAGCCUUCUCGUAUUUUGAUUUUUCCUUACUAAUCCGGCAUCCCCUUCUGGAGGUGUUCUUAUUCCGAAAUUUGCUAACUCUUCUCGUGACUAGAUAAUAGAGACGUUGCUCUUAACUUAAACAACCCUCUGCAUGAGUUUUUCACCCUAUGUAGGAGUAAGCACAUUGAGGAAUUCUAGUACUGGUUCUGAUGGGAAACUAUAGGGAAUUCGUCAGGUUCAGAGAGUUUGCACAAACAGUAGUGCAAACUCAGAAUCUUGUACUCAAAUUUUACUUUGUGCUACAGCUAAGCAGCACAAAACACCGACAGUACACAUCAACAUUGGGCUGUUUACUCAUAACUUAAUAUCUGAAGCUAUUUUACCCACGCAAUUUGAUCA
Messenger RNA from Physcomitrium patens, 4153 nucleotides. NCBI's taxonomy places the organism in Eukaryota, Viridiplantae, Streptophyta, Bryopsida, Funariales, Funariaceae. The record is from RefSeq and is a predicted model, not a curated record.